AUGUUUCCCUUAAGGCCGAACGCGGACACGUGCAAACUAAUCAUAUUGGUCUCGCUUUAUUGGAUAAUCAUCGACAUCGUCAUAAUCACGUAUUACUUGAACGACGUUGAGCCCAACUCGAAGUCGAAAACCCUACCGGCCACAAACGAGCCGCCGUUUUUCGUCGCCGAACCGAACCUUGCACGCACUGCUGCGGACAUCAUUAGCUAUCCGGAAGACUUGCCCGUCGAAUCGAUCGGCACGCCAGACGAAAUUAAAUUUCGGAGUCGCGUCACGAAAACUUAUCGGUCUCAUACCCUGAAGCCAUGGCACCCAGCUGAAACGCAGGCCGCCACAUCCGCCGACGUCGCUCACGGUCCCGGCGAGCAAGGCGUUCCUGUUAUACUCGGCGAGAAACGUAUCGUUAAAACGGAAAAUAGAUUCCGGCAACACGAGUUCGACGAGAUCGUCAGUGACGCGAUAUCCUUGAACCGGACGUUACCGGACUACCGGUCGUGGAAAUGCAAAUUUAAACGGUAUCCCGUAAUGCUACCCACCACUUCCGUCAUCAUUGCAUUUUACAACGAGGCCUGGUCCACUCUUUUGCGAACGGUCUGGAGCGUCAUCAACCGGUCGCCACGAUCACUCAUCGCCGAGAUUUUGUUGGUUGACGACGGUAGCGAUUCGGGUAAGUAAAAAUGGACUGUCUAAAACCAAAAUACUUUUAAAGUUGAAUUAUAAGUUACUUUUUUUUAUAAUUUAACUAGUCGGAGUAAAAACAAAAGUUGGCAUAAAUACACGAUAUCGCAUCAUUACUAUAAGAAAUGAGCGGUAACAGAGAGUAGAAUACAGAGUUAUAUUAUGUUUUCGACGAUUUCGUCAUUGAUCACGUGGAAUAUAUUAUGUCAAAUUAAUGUCAGCCGGCGUGUGAAAUUGGGAACACUCGUUAUAAUCAAAAAAUAAUAAAAGCUCUUGUACUUCAAAAUUAAUAUUAAUAUGUGCAAUGUGCAUAAAACGAUAUUCUUGUACGAAUUGAAAUCUAAUGAUUUUGGUGUUGCUGCACAGAAUUAAAAAUCAAUUAGUAUAGGUACAUUAAUUAUAGUUCGUUAAUUAAAUGUGUUUUGCAGUGACUUUAAACCUCGUAAACAAAUAAUAUUAUAGAAAGAAAAGAAAUACGAUUAUAAAUUAAGAUGGAGGUAGCGGUGGUAGCGGUGGCGGUGGCGAAAGAGGUAUCUUUGGUAGUGGACGUGGAGAAGAAAACGGAAGCGGUGACAGUGGAAGAGAUGAUGACCAAACAUACAAAUCCCUAUUACUCAUAUUAUAUUUAAAGUCAAGAGGAAGAAAACAUCAAGUCAAUUACCUAAAACAGAUUUUAAAAUUUAAAAUUACCAGAUACGAUAAAAAAAUACGGAAAUUAGGGAAUCAUGGACAAAUUAAAGAAAAUUAUCCGAUAUAUGCACAAUUUUGAAUUUUCUAUUGAAACGAAGUUUUUGAACACAUUCCUUGUUAAAUAUAAACGAAUAUCUAAUGGGAAACGGGGAAACUUAGGGAUGUAUGCGGCCACUGUUGUAGGUGAGUAGUUGCAAGGAAAUAGGAUAUAAAGAGGAAUUUAACGUACCUAUAUCUAUAUUCUACGCAACGAUUAAGCAUCGUUAACGAAAAACGAUUCGGAGCGAAGUUCGGUUAUACAUGUUUUGAAAGGCCGUAUUAUUUACGAUCACCAUCAAAAUUUGACUUUAAAAUUCUUAUACAAAAUAAAAAAUACUACAUUAUGUUAAUUUUUUUUUUUUUUGGCCCCUAAGUGCGACCUAUGAUGAACUUCCUCUCAAAUUUGGAAGCAGUUCUAAAGAUUUUAGCCAUAGAAUACCUACUAAAUAAAAAUUGCUUUUUACUUAAAAACUUGAAAAAUUAAAAUGUUUAUAAAUAGCUCAAAAAUGGUUCAAAUUUUUUGAAAAAUUUUAUCACGUCUAGAAAAAACAAAUAUAAGUUUUCUGUCGAAAUUUCAAGUGUCUACAAAUAUGUUUAACUAAAUUAUAUAAAAACCAAAAUUAUUUUCAUACAUUUUUUCCGUUAUUUCACGUAUUUUUCGGUUUGGCUCAAUUAUUCAAAAAACUACUGAAAAAAUCAAUAAACGACAAUUUUGGUCACCAGCUAAAUUGAAAGUUCAACAAAAAAGACCUCUUGUUAUUCUAUUGAAAAAAUAUUUAUGGAAUAAAAGUGCAGCCGUAAAAAUGUAAAAUAAUAAAAUCGUUCCGACAUAAUUUGAAAAAGUUCUUUUUUUGCAAUAGGAACGAGAAACGGAAACUAAUUUCUUAUUAAAAGGAACUUUCUCAAUGCUGUAAAGGAUAUAUUUUUAAUUAUGAAUUUGAAUCAUUUUAAACCACUUCAAAAAAUCAAGAUUAUAAUGUAUAUAUAUAUAAACAUAUAUCUUGUAUCUAUAUAAUUUAUGUAUCAUAAACUUUUAUUUUUUAAAUGAGAAAACCCAUUUAUUAUUAUCAUUAUUAUUUUUAAUCAAUUAAUUCGGCUAAUUUGUCUGGAAGUUUUUACGUGUCGAAAUGGACCAUUACAUUAUUGUUAACACUUGGCGUACAAUACUAGCACACUACAAUUCAAAUACCUACACACAAAAAUAUACAUGUUUUAAAAAAAAAUCACUAAAAUACAAUAAAUUGUAAGUACGCCCAAGUACCAAUUUGUGCACGCAAAAACCACAUUACUUUUGUAAACUGACGUGAGAAACUUUUUUUUCUAUAAGCUUAUAAUAUAUACAUUCAUAAUUCAAAGAUAAGUGUAAGUUUAUUAUUAUAGGUAGGGAAUUAUUUUUCAUAUUUUGAUAGUUAUUAAUGACGCAUACGGGGUUCUAUUAUUUAUUUGUAUAAUUAAAGUUUUUUUAAUAACAAAAAGAACUUAAUGUAAUUAACUAUUGCCAAACGUAUUGUACUGUCUAUUCUCGACUAUUUUUUUUUUUUUUCUAAGUCUUGCUAAAAUAUGAAUUCAAAUUUCAGAAUUUUUGGGGAAAAAAUUAGAAGAAUAUGUAGCUACACUUCCAGUGAAAGUUAAAAUUUUAAGAAAAGAAAAUCGAACGGGAUUAAUAGCGGCUCGUUUAUUAGGAACUAAACAUGCCAAAAGCCAAGUUCUAACGUUUUUGGACUCGCAUUGUGAAUGCACUCACGGGUGGCUAGAACCACUUUUAGCAAGAAUCGUGGUUAACAGGUUCGUAAAAUAGGCAAAAUAACAAUGUUAUAAAACGGUAUAAUACGCUUAUCUUUUUAUUUAAUACUAAAUACCUACUAUUAAUUUGGUAAAAUUUCAUUAAUGACAAUGGAUUUAAUAGUGUGUGUUUCACUGAAAAAUCUUUUUACAAUUUUACACAACAAUCAAGUAUACACAGGUCAACAUAAAACGUACGAUAAUUCGGAAACUAUUUUAGAUUUAAUAAUAUUAUUACAAUAUCACGUUCAAUAUAAAUAAUAUUUUACCAUUUUAAUUAUUUGAAAAUUAGUUUUGUUUAAUUAUUAUAGAAGAUUCGUCGUUUCUCCAAAAAUCGACAGAAUAUCAGAUACAACGUUUGAAUAUUCUUCAUCGAAAAAUUCCAAAAGGGGUGGAUUUAAUUGGAAUCUAAAUUUCAAAUGGUAAAUAUGUUUUUAAAUUUCCAUAGAUUUUCAGUAUAAAACAAUUUUUAGACACUGUACUAUUUUAGGGUUCCGAUUCCUGAAAAAGAAUACGAUCGGUUACACAAUGAUGAGUCGGAACCGUUUAGAACUCCUACAAUACCUGGCGGUAUAUUCUCGAUAGACAAAAUGUAUUUUUUGGAAUUAGGUUCAUACGAUGAAGAUAUGCAUAUUUGGGGUGGUGAUAAUUUUGAUAUAUCCUUCCGGGUAAGCAACUUCUUUCGAACUCAAAGAAUAACAAUAAUUUAUCCUUAUUGUAGUUACUAUUCCCAUAGAUUAGAGUAGAUAAAAUCUAUGAUAUUACGUAGGUAUAUAAUUAUUAUUAUUUUAUUUUUUUAUUGGAAUUUAAAUAACAAAACCGCAAAAUUCCGCCGAAUUCGUAGUUUUCAAUGUAUAUUAAGUAUUAUACAUUUAGUAGGUACACAUACUAUUAUAUUUUUACCAUAAAUAUAGGUACAAUGAACAAUAACGAAGGUAAGACAAUAUUGAUAUUCCUGGCUUUUUAUCUCCUUUUAAAAUUCUAACUGAGACUGCAAAUUAUUUCAUCUUCCUCCAUUCUCCCUCCAAGACACAGUUAUAGAAAAUGCGGAAAAUGCUAUACCUUGUUAUACCUUGUUAGAUACAUUGUUUUCUACGAGGUAAAUCAAUCCAAAGUGAUUACUACAGGUUUGGAUGUGUGGUGGCACCUUGGAAAUGGUACCGUGCUCCUGUAUUGGUCACGUAUUUCGAGAUCGCGUACCUUUUACGUUUCCCGGGGGAAUGGAAGCUACUGUCAGCCGAAAUAUCCUGCGCGUCGCCAAAGUAUGGAUGGACGAAUGGAAGUUUGUUCACUACAUGUACAACCAAGGUUAGAAGUUAGAAUUAACCUUAACUCAAGAAAAGUUAUAUUAUACAGGGUGAUUGAUUCGGGUAGCACACGAUUCCGCACAUUUUCAUAAUACAAAAGAUUUUUUUUUUUUUUAUCUAGCCGUAAUGUAAUACAAUCCGCAUACAAAUUGUAGGGACGUUGUUAUUUAUAGUAAAAAUAUAUGUAUAAUAAUAUAAAUAAAUAAAAAUAAAAAAAGAAUUUAUUUCAUUUUUUUCCUAUAAUAAAUAAUUAAAAUGAAUCAUAACUGUAUAUUGUGUACAGCUGUAAAAAGUGCUUAGGUGAGUAGUCAAAUGUUUCGUUACAAAAUAAUUCUGUAUAAAAUUGUGUUAAGAAAUUAAUAAUUUGAAUAGUUGUAAGGGAAAUAAAAUUUGCAUCCGCCGGAGCAUAUAUAAAUUGUUGGUUUUAGAUUCCGAGCGUAGCGAGUGAGUUAUUGGUUUUACAAUGCUGUUUAUUUCUUCGUUUCUUUUUCUUUGUUUUAGACUGUGGACACGUUUUUUCCUUAAUAAACUUGCUCCGAUUUUUACAUGUAGCAACUUUUAUGAAAGCUCAAGUUCUCUAAAUUUUUAGUUUUUGAGAGUUUUUUUGCUGCAAUUCGGUUAUAAAUACACGUGGAGAUUUGAAACUUGGUAAUAAUAUUUAUAUUGGAUUUUCCUAGACGUCGUAAAAUUUCGAAAAUAAUCAGACAACUUUUUUUCUUUUUUUAAUUUUUUUACAAUGGUAUUUUAUUUUUAUUUUUUAUAUGUAUACUGUAGAUCACUCUUAUCCUAUAAAACUUGCUCCAAUGUUUAAAUGUAGCACCUUUUAUUGAAAGAUAAUUUUAUCUACUUGGUAAAUACAUAGGUCAUUUUUCGAUUUUCGAACCGGUAUUUAAAACAAAACAAAUUAACCGGAAAAAAAAUACGUUUUUUUCACGAUUUCGUUAUUUUAAAUAAGUACCUACCACGUUUUCUAGCACAAAUGUGGCUCCAUUUGAAAAACGACAAGAGACCUUUUUUGUGGAAUUUUUUUUUUUUAAUGAGCGUUUUGAAAUCAAAUUUAAACGAAAAUCGCAAAAAAAAUUCAAAUUAUAUAUUACCGAACAGCGCUCGAAAUUGUCUUUCGUCAAGCAAUAGUUUAUCGUUGCUUACAGAUAUAAAUGAAAUAACCUUGUGUAUUCUACCUUCUCAACUUCUCACCUACAACAGUAGUCGCUCCCAUCCCCAGUAUCAGCUCUUUUUUUAAACACGAAACAUUUAUCAGUUUUUAAAAUCCUCAAUUGUUGUAAAGCAUUGUUUAACGACGUUGGAAGUACAGGAAAUUGUUUUCUUCGUUGAUCAUACAUUGCUUUACUUACGGAUUUAAUGUCAUGGUGUUUUGUUACCGAUGAUUCUGGAGUUUGUAGUAACUCUGUCUGAGUAAUUUCACUAGAAAUUGAUUCCUCUGCUCGUCGUGUACAAUUUUCUUUGAGUACUUGUUUUUCUAUUUCGUUAGAAAUAUCAACCGGAUGAUUAUGUAAACCUUUUGAGUCCUCAACUAUUUUUUUCUGAAUUUGAAAAAGUAAACGCAGUGUAAUUUUUGUCAGAGAAGCAGCGCCACAUUAAAAGUUGAUCGCAUUUACGAACACCGAUAAAUCUAUGUUUAUAACCAUUAACAACAGCUAAUUCCUUAUUUCUCUCCGACACAAUAAUUCGAAUUAUUGAAUUAUUCAUUUUAAUUCACAAACUCGCACGGAACAAAAUUUAUAAAUAGUAAAACACAAAAACGCAUCGCAACAUAGGUAAUCAAUGUAAUCGUACGUGAUCGAACAGGUAACUGAUGAGUCCAGAUAAAAUGUACAUUUUAGAGUGUAGACUAUAAUCUGUGCUAGUACUAACUGUAGAUAAGCUAGAAUUAGGUUUCAAUCCAAAAUAAUGUUAUAAUAGAUAUGUCUGAUAUGUAAUAUUAAUACAAUUUGUAUAUCUGAAGUUAUUUUAAAAAUACAAUCGGCAACGUCGCAAAUUAGUUUUGUGCGGAAUCGUGUGAAUGAAAAGGUAUAAUAUACGGAAACGUGUUGUGCGGAAUCGUGAAUCGCUUAUUGACUCAACCGGAAACACUCACAUCUCGGAAAGUAUUAACUUUUUUCGGAAUUUUUUUUUUUUGAAAACUUAAGAAAAAAAUAGUUCUAAACUGUUACUUUAUCAUUUUUUUGUAAAAUAUACCACUUUUAAGUUUAGGUAAGAGUAGCGGAGAGUAGUGGAGCACUAUAUUCAAACGGCGCACGCCACGACACUAUACAAAUGAUACUACUCUUCUUUCCUCUUACCUGAACUUAAAAGUGGAAUAUCUUGUUAACGGGUUGACAGAAAUCAAAAAUAACAAUACCAAAGUUUAUUUCAACUAAUACCUACUCCAUGUAUUUAAAGAAUUUUCAUUAUAGGUUGCUAUUUUAAAAUCAAAAGUAAGUAGUCAUUUCACCCCCGAAAAUGAGGAAGACAAAAAAAUGAUAAUGUGACAUUUUAGAACUAUUUAUUUCUAAGUUUUAAAAAAAAUCUGAAAAAAAUUAAUACUUUCUUAGAUAAUGAAUGUUUCCAGUUGGGUGAAUCACUCUGUAUAUAGAGCACUUGUGAGUCGUGGAAAAAACUUCAAAUUCCUAAGAGUAUAGGCUUAAAAGAUCACUAAUUUGGGUGAACGCAAUAAAACCCAUUUUUAUUAAAUUACUUUUUUAAAAAUUUUAUCAUCACUUCAAAAAUCAGAUUUUUCAAAAUUGUAAAUAUCACUUAUACAUAAUAUAUACAAAUGAUUCUUUCUAAAACCGUAAAUUAAGUACCCACACAAAUAUUAUAGUUUGUUUUUUUUUGUUUUCAUAUUAAUUUUAAUGUCUGUGUUUGAUUAGAUACGUUUGAUGUCGACGUGGGAAAUGUUUCCCAACGUUUGCAUUUAAAGACAAGAUUAAAAUGCAAAUCUUUCCGAUGGUACUUAAAAAACAUUUAUCCCGAGUUCAUAAAGUACUAUGGAGACUAUUAUGUGGGACAAGUUUGUAUUUAAUAUCAGUUAAACUAUUUUAAUAUAUGAUAUGUUUAUGCGUUUUUAGCAUUAUAUUUUAUUUAUUUUAGAUACAAAAUGUUGAAACUCAACAAUGUUUGGACACGGCAUCCGGGAAAAUUGGUGAAAAUGUCAUCAUGCAAAAUUGCCAUAAAACGUUAUGCGGUACACAAGUAAUAAUAUUAUAAUACUCAUUUGGUGUUGAUCAAUUUUUUAAGCUUUAGGUACAGAUAUAAUUUUAAUAUAGGACUUUGGAUAUACACCACAAUCACUAAUCGUAACGGAGGACAUUAAAUGUAUUGGUAAUUCAGACAACAGUGAUUUAGUUAGUCUAUUUAAAUGCAACAUACAAAAAACUUAUCUGAAGUGGAUUUAUGACACGAGGGUAAAAUUUAAAAAAUAAAAUUCACUAUUUAAAUAAUAUAUUAUUCAAAUUACUAUUUCAAGUACACAAAUACUAUUAUUAAUUGCUUUUAAUUUCAGAGAUUAACUAUGAUACACGUUGAAUCGAAAAAAUGUUUGGAACAUUCGAUAAGUACAGUUAAUUCGUCAGCUGCCUCUUUGAAAAAAUGCAAUGGUUUAAGUAAUCAAAUGUGGACUUUAAGUUUUCUAAGUAUAUAAUAAUAUUUUAACCCGUUUUUAAAAAAAAAAAUAUAACUUUUAUUGUAAUUUUUUU
Cinara cedri is the source of this 8194-nucleotide messenger RNA. Lineage: Eukaryota; Metazoa; Arthropoda; Insecta; Hemiptera; Aphididae. The record is from the annotation of a GenBank genome assembly.